Molecule: messenger RNA, 3043 nt
Organism: Daphnia pulex (common water flea)
Lineage: Eukaryota; Metazoa; Arthropoda; Branchiopoda; Diplostraca; Daphniidae
Exons: 9
Coding region: 249-2864 (871 amino acids)
Biological process (GO): actin cytoskeleton organization; regulation of cell migration
Cellular component (GO): cytoplasmic vesicle; bicellular tight junction; plasma membrane
Source: RefSeq, a predicted model, not a curated record
CUCUGGCAUUAGUCUGUGAGUGUGGGCGCGCUAGGGGGGUAGGAGAAAAAGGAGGAGGGUCCAGCCUACACAUAUAUACACACAGUAGCUGCCCGGACUUGAGACGUAGCUGACGCAUCGCCCGCUCUCUCUCUCUAACUCUCAUGGCGUUUGUCGUGAGUGCCGUCGUUUGAGUGCCAAACCGAAAGAAAAUAGUUGUGUGUGUGUGCGUUGCGUGUUUUUGUGCGUGAGUAGUGAGCGAUUGUGAAAUGAGCGUGUCCAACCAAAGCCGCAAGGACCAUUCCGAUGGAAGCGACGGGAGUGAUUCUGACGCGACGACGACGUCAUCAACGGAGCAUUUGACACGGGAGGAGAAGCUCUACGUUUUGCGUCACACUGCCCGUCAGGAACCGCAAGGUCAGGAGAGCAAGAGCUGGCAACAGCUUCAACAACAACGUCAAUCGCGGCCCAGCUGCCGCAGCUGCAGCGGACUGCAACUUGCACAGCACCAGCAACAUCAACAACGCAGUGGCAGCGUCAACCCGCUAGAACAAUCGAUGAAUAGCAGCGGCGGGGGACCCGAUCCGGCCUCCUCUUGUCGAACGCUCAUCAUUCACGGAAGCCUCUCGGAUGAAAGCUGGGCAAGGUUGGCUGGAACAGGAUCGAUACCCGAUUUGGGAAUGGCCGGUUCGUCGCAUUAUCUUACCAGCACACCCAAAACGCCACCGUUUCGACCGGCGUCGUCCGAUUGCAACGACGACGCAGAGGAUCUUUUGCUAUUGGGCAGCGCCAAUCGGCGUCGACGUCGCGGAGGAGGUCAUCCACCACCUCCGCCACCUUCACCACCUGGUGUUGGAGGAUUUACCACUCGGAGUCUUCCACGAUCCGCCAAAGAUUUCAGCGCUCUAUCUACCUACCAGCGCCAUCACCCGUCGUCCCAUUUGACCAGUCUGGCUUCACUCUACCACGAAGAACAAGAAAACACCGAGCUGGAUCACCAAAAUGGAUGUUGUGAACGUAGAAAACACUUGAAAAUGCUCCAUGGUCUCGCUCGUGAAAUGAACUGGAGCUUGCCCAUUACGACAACAAAUACGACAACGGCUGCCGGUCCCAGCGAUAGCUGCUACCCUUUAUCCAUCGAGGAAAGUGGUGAAGGCGCCUGUUCGGCCCUGUCGAUCAGUGACACACUCCUCAACGACCACCAGACGUUGCAGACACCGUCGUCCUACACCAGAGAUUUUACUUAUUUGAGUAAACCACCACCUGCUUAUCCGCGGAAUAAAAGUUUCGGCAGUGGUGCGGCCCCAGCAACGGCGGCGGCGGCAGCUGUCGCGACAGAAAAUGGAACUCCUGCCAGCAGCCGAAAUUCGUCAUCGUCAUCUUCUUGCCGGCGAAUAAAAAUCCGACGAGCGUUGUCCCGUUCCCAUCCCGAUUUGUCCAAAUUGGGUAAAGAGCUCGGCUGGAACAAGAGCAGCGCUGGGACCUCGGAUUCCAGCAAUACGUGGAGAGCGUUACGUCACAAUAAAACAGAGCCUGCUGCUCCAGCCGAAGAACUCAAUACUCAAACCGAAAAGAGCCAGAUCGAUCCGCCUAUUGAAAUUCAAACUGUUCCAGCAGAACCGACCGGACCAGCAACAAUAGCAAUUAGUGGAGACAAGGUAAUGGUGGUGAGGCAAGAGGAUUCUGAAGCGGUUUGGAGUACGCCAGAGCUAGUCGAUGCCAUACUGGAGGAGAAUUUCAAAUUGCGUCAACAAGUGCAGAAUCAUCAGGAUCACAUCGCCAAAUUGCAGAAAUUCGAAAAAGAAUUGAGCGCUGUCCAGGUCGCUCAUCAGGCUCUAGUGCGCUCCUCUGAGCGCAAAGAAUCGCUCGAGCAAUCUGCCCGAAUUCGACUCGAAGCCGAAUGGCGUCGCGCACAGGACAUGAACGCGGGGCUGCGCAAUCAAGUCGAGCUGUUGACAUCACAGUUGGCGCUCAGGAGCGCCUCGGUAGCUUCUCUUGGCAGCACCGCCGAAUCCGCAUCGGCCGCUGACUGGCAAAAUCAAAUUGCCCGCCGCGACGCUCUCAUCGCUCAACUUGUUAGCCAAAAUAAAGAGCUGAUGACCAACAAAGAGCGUCAGGAUAUCGAGCUUUGUGCCCAAAAGGCAACGCUACAACAACAGAGAUCGCAUAUCGAAAUUCUGGAGUCGGCCUUGGGUCGGGCCCAACAAAACGUCAAUCGACUGGAAGAUGAGUUCCGACGUCUGUGUAAUGGCGACUCGCGUCAUCUUUUGGCCUCAACUGGUGUCGAGUCUAAUGCAUCCGCUCAAGCGGAACCAGCGGCGCAUCGGGAAAUGGCGAAUAUGGAAAUCAGAAUUCGAGAUUUGGAAGCGAAACUGAGCGAAAAAGAAAUGCUAAUCCAUUUGCUUCAGCGCGCUUCCAUGGACCGUGAAAUAGCAUUUGGAGCCACGAGAGGAUUACCCGAGUCGGUCUCGCUGCUCAACAGAUACCCCAGCCAACAGCAGCAGUCUAGUCAACCGCAACUUGAGAGCCAUCUUGCCAUGAAUCUCGCCACGUCGACGACAAACGGAGUCAAAGGAGCUUGGUCAGGAAGUAGCGGCGUAUCCAGCUUACCAAGUAGCUCACGCGGGAGUGCCAUCAGCGUAGCCAGCAAUAAUAGCCCGUCCCGCGCCAAAGUACCAACAUCCUCCACUAACGCCCCCAACACUUCCGCCGCAAGUGAUGCCAAUCCAUCGGUCGCUAGUCAAAAUAACGGCAUUGCCGAGACGGCUCAAAGUCUUGACAAUCAGUUGCGUGCACUAGAUCGUUUUUACCAAAACAAACAAUCGCUGAUUCAGGCUCUACAAUCGGACAAGGAACGGUUCCCUAAUAACUACUGGCCUUCUUAAGAGAUUGUAUAUAACCGGUCGCUGUCUACAGAAACCUAUCUAAUCAAUAUAUAUCGUCUCUCUCUAUCUCUCUAUGAAAAAGAAAAGUAAUCAAAGUUUUCUCAGUUUUAAAGACACUCAAAAAUUGACUGUUGGAUUGUGUAUUUGUGGUUGAAAAAUGCAAUCGUUUUUCCGACUCA